Molecule: messenger RNA, 744 nt
Organism: Linnemannia hyalina
Lineage: Eukaryota; Fungi; Mortierellomycota; Mortierellomycetes; Mortierellales; Mortierellaceae
Source: the annotation of a GenBank genome assembly
AUGGCGAAUGAGUUCCCGGAUGCGACGGUAACAGGCAUCGAUAUGUCGCCCGUCUUCCCAACAACCAUUAUCCCCGCCAACUGUCGCUUCCUCCAACACAACAUCCUUGAACCGCUCCCGUUCCCUGAUAACUCUUUCGAUUAUGUCCACCAACGCCUUCUGGUAGCUGGAUUGAAACCUCGGGACUGGGUAUGUGUCGUCCAGGAACUGGAACGGGUCCUCAAGCCCGGUGGGUGGGUCGAGUUGGUCGAGGUGGAUGGACAUGGUGGGAAUAACGGACCCAUGACACAACAGCUCUGGGAUUGGAUUGAGUUGACCUUGAAGGGGCGUGGGAUCAAUGUCAAUAUUGGGACACAACCGGGGUUGGCCAACCUCAUGGAGCAGGCGGGGUUGGUCAACAUCAAGCAAGAAGUUUUCAACCUCCCUACGGGAUUGUACGGCGGCAAGAUCGGGACGUUACUCAAGGAGAACGAACAGGCCUUCUGGAUCGCUAUGACCCCGACAGUCAUCCAUGGGACCGGAAUCGAUGUUCAAGAAUAUGAGAAUGCAAUCAUUACCAGUGCGGCCGAAGUCGAGAUCCACAAGAGCUAUCAUACCUUUUACUCUGCCUGUGGUCAGAAACGGACAUGUCCGUCACCGCUGAUGCCAGAGCCGGAGCCUGACUUCGGAGAGAAAUCGCCCGUUUCGCCAAUACCUGCUCCCUUGUCACCGCGGCCUACUUUUGUCAGGUCCAAUAUCAAAUAG